Messenger RNA from Ceutorhynchus assimilis (cabbage seed weevil), 954 nucleotides. The record is from the annotation of a GenBank genome assembly. NCBI's taxonomy places the organism in Eukaryota, Metazoa, Arthropoda, Insecta, Coleoptera, Curculionidae.
AUGUUUCAUGGUAUUAUGACGAAUGGGAAUAAUUCGUUGAGAUUUGAAGAUUCCGCAAUGACAAGUUCAAUCCACCACGAGGACACUGGAUUCUGUUCAGGAGAAGACUACAUGGAACACGAAAUCCAUUCUCCUACAGACAGUAGUGAAGAUAGCGUCGAAGUAAAAGUGUCCGCAAUCACCCUCAACAAACGUAAACUUGAAGAAACUCCUACAAUCUUCUCCGGGCCGCUGAAAAAACGCAUGUGCCUCAAAGUCCAAGCGGAAGCCAACAACAAUGGAAAAACUCCGUUUCGUCCGUGGAGUCCGCCUAAAAACUCCAACAACUUCGCAGUGCCUUUUCCACGAAUCAAAGUCGAAACUCCAAGUUUUAGCCCAAAUCUAAAAGAAACAAAUUUUUCCUAUUUCCGUCCUCCCUCACCCCUGCAACAAACAGAACCCCUACCUCUGGUAAUAAAACGCGAAAAAGAACCUCAAAAAACUGACAUCCGAGUGCCUGUACAUCCUCAUGUUGGCAAAAUGACAAUAGCCGAAACAGAGCGUAUGAUCCUAAAAACAAACGAGCAUUUUCCUGGAUUGAAACCUACAACUUUCAAUAAUGACAAUAGGAAAACAAGUGUGGAAACUAAAAGGGAGCAGCGCAACUACAAAAACAUGACCAGAGAAAGGCGGAUAGAAGCAAAUGCCCGCGAAAGAACCAGAGUUCAUACAAUUUCAGCCGCAUUCGACACUUUACGUCAAUCAGUUCCAGCCUACUCAAAUAACCAAAAACUAUCCAAAUUGUCAGUGCUUAGAAUUGCUUGCUCUUACAUCAUGACAUUGUCAAGUAUAGUGAAUGAAAGUGACAAUACGUCUGAUCCAGAUCAGCCCUCUACGUCUGAGUGUGUGGAUUUAGUGUCGAGAACCAUUCAGAGAGAAGGGAAAUUGAGAAAGAAGAAGGACGAUAAUGAUUAA